AUGCUCGGAAAUAUUCAGGAAGUUCUUCAGGACUUUGCUUUAUCACAACGUUCAGAAGCAGUUCAAGAAGAACACGUGCAACGCCUUAUCGAGUUGUGCCGUAUGGACUACGAGACCCUUGAUCCUGUGGCCGACAAUGAUUUAUCGUUCAUUAAAGUUGUGAAUGCUGGAAGUUCCUUCUUGGUCCAAAAUAUCAAAGGUCACCUGAUGAGUCGUGUAGUCUACUUCUUAAUGAAUAUUCAUCUUCGCCCUCGUACGAUUUACCUUACUCGACAUGGCGAAAGUGAAUAUAACAAGCUUGAACGACUCGGGGGUGACUCACCAUUAUCCCGCAGAGGAAUCGAGUAUGCAAAAAAAUUGGCCGAAUAUUUUGAAGUUGAAGAGGUUCCAGAUUUACAAGUGUGGUGCUCGCAGAAGAUUCGUGCCGUCCAAACUGCAAGUUUUCUGUCUCGUUACACCGCCUGCAUUGAAUCCUGGAAAGACCUUAAUGAGUUAGAUGGUGGAAUAUGCGAUGGUUUGACAUACGAUGAAAUUAAGGCUCGAUAUCCUCAACAGUUCUGGGCACGGCGAAACGACAAAUACAACUAUCGCUAUCCUUCCGGCGAGGUGAGAUGGUUAACCCAUGCUUAAGU
Messenger RNA from Soboliphyme baturini, 632 nucleotides. The record is from the annotation of a GenBank genome assembly. Lineage: Eukaryota; Metazoa; Nematoda; Enoplea; Dioctophymatida; Soboliphymatidae.